Closterium sp. Naga37s-1 is the source of this 2127-nucleotide messenger RNA. Lineage: Eukaryota; Viridiplantae; Streptophyta; Zygnematophyceae; Desmidiales; Closteriaceae. The record is from the annotation of a GenBank genome assembly.
AUGAGUCACGGACCCAUAUUUCACGAGAAGAUAUCCUCCCAAUCCUCGCUCACACGCAGCGAUCUAUCUUACAACAACCAGCUCUCUGGGACCCUGCCCUACAACAUCGGUAACCUGCAAAAUCUCGUCGACCUCUAUGUCGGCAACACGGACAUGCAAGGGAGUCUACCCGAGACCCUUGCAACAAUGACCAGCCUUGAAACCAUGUCAUACGACAGCCUGCUCAUGUCGUGCCCCACAGGUGCCUGCACCGUGGAUGCCGUCAACACCACCCUCUUCUGCUCCGACUGCUCCGCCUUCUGCUCCUCCUGUAGCUCCACGCCUGCGGUGUGCUUGUAUCGGAGGAGAAGGAAGGCGAGGGCAGCAGCAAAUGAAGAGAGGAAUGUGGGGCAGAGAGGAAUGUGGGGCAGAGAGGAAUGUGGGGCAGAGAGGAAUGUGGGGCAGAGAGGAAUGUGGGGCAGAGAGGAAUGUGGGGCAGAGAGGAAUGUGGGGCAGAGAGGAAUGUGGGGCAGAGAGGAAUGUGGGGCAGAGAGGAAUGUGGGGCAGAGAGGAAUGUGGGGCAGAGAGGAAUGUGGGGCAGAGAGGAAUGUGGGGGGAUAUUUUGAAACACAUAUGAUCGAAGUGGCCGCUCUCAGCGAUUACUGCUACACUUGUUCGAAGUGGCCCCCUUUUAGCAGCAGCAGCAGCAGCGUGCAUAUAAGGGAACCUGCAGUGCCAGGGCUACCCCUUGGCUGGCGUGUGAUAAAUCUUGCGGCGUUUAAUGAUACCCUUCCCAUCCCCGCAACCCACCUCCCCUCCUCCAAGCAGCAGGCGGGGAUAUCAGGGGGCGGGCAGUGCCAGCGCUACCCCUUGGCUGACGUGCAGCGGGGAUUGAGGCAUUUACUGUUACAACUUACACCUCCCCUCCACCCCCACCAGCAGCAGCAGCGGUGGGGAUAUCAGGGGGCGGGCAGUGCCAGCGCUACCCCUUGGCUGAAUGGGGGGCUCGGGGAUGUGUUCAAGGCCGAAACCAUAGAUCAACGAGAUGGCAUCAAAGCACCACCCCAAACUCGUGCACUCUCCUCCCCCACACCCCCCGCCCCCCUCUCCCUCCCCCAACCUCACCCUUUCCCUCCACACUACCCCCCCUCCCUCCCUGCUCCCCCCCUUCUCACCACCAUAGAUCAACGAGAUGGCAUCAAAGCACCACCCCAACCUCGUGCGGCUGUUAGGAUCAAUGAGAUGGCAUCAAAGCACCACCCCAACCUCAUCAAUGAGAUGGCAUCAAAGCACCACCCCAACCUCGUCCGGCUGUUAGGUUACUGCAUUGACGUGGACAAGGCAGCUGAGAGCACGGAGCAGAUUCUAAUAUACGAGUUCAUGGAUAAUGGCGACCUCGAGCGGUGGAUCGGACCAGGUGUUGAGAAGCCGCUGAGUCUGCGGCAGCGCUUUGACGUGCUCAUUGGGGUGGCUCAAGGGCUGCAGUACCUCCACAGCUUCAACAUUGUUCACCGCGACAUCAAGCCUGCCAACAUCCUGCUCGACAAAAAGAUGCAGGCCAAAAUUGCUGAUUUUGGGCUGGUGAGGAUGGGCGAGGGCACUGCAGUGGGUCAUACGCGGGUGAUGGGAACACCGGGCUAUGUGGACCCCGCUUACUUCAAGUCGCAAAAGGCCACUCCAACAGCAGACGUGCACAGCUUUGGAGUGGUAAUGCUAACAGUCAUCACUGCCCGCAAGGCUCUGGACUCUUUGGACGACAACCAAGUCAACCUUAAGAAAUGGGUGGAACCAUUGUUGGAGGCCGAGGAUGCAGAUGCUAUCAAGGACCCGCGUCUGGACGCCCCCAGCGACGUGGUGCUCAAGCUCGCCCGCUUCGCCCUAUCCUGCACCGCCACUCCUGUAACCACCCGCCCCUCCAUGCCGCGCAUUCUCUCCGACCUCAUCGCCAUGAAGGAAGAAUUUCUCGGCGCUGACAUGGACCCUGUGCUGGUGAAUAUUGAUAGUGACUUGGUGGACCGCAAAGGGGCGAGCUUCUCUCAGGAGAUUCGGCGGGCACAUGAGGUGGCUUCGGAGCGUGAAGGGGUGUCAGGUUUGAGCAUUGGGAUGGUGUCAAUAGGGGAAAUGGAUUCCUCUGACAGCGGUGUAUGA